CAUAAUCGGGAUUUCCUUGAACAGAUAUUACAUUAUUACACUAACAGAGUUCUGACAUUUGCACUGCUACGUGUUUUAGAUUCUUUAUUUACAUACAUAAUGAAGAAAUCUUUCCCUUGAACACACAUAUAAGUGAUAUAAUAGAAGCCAUAAGGAAGCUUAACAUAACCUGCCAGAAUGGAUCAAAGGCUGUUUGAGGCUUCUCAAAGUGGAAAUAUCCAACUUCUGCACCAGUUGCUUGCAGAGAAUCCACUCCUACUCCAUAGUCUUGCUCUAGAUUCUGCAGAGAACCCAGUACAUGUUGCUUCGCUUGCUGACCAUGUUGGCUUUGUUAAGGAGAUUCUAAGGUUGAAACCGGCUUUGGCCAAAGAAAUGAACCCAGAUGGCUUUAGCCCUAUGCAUAUAGCAUCUGCCAACGGAUAUUUGGAGGUUGUAGGGGAGCUUCUGAAAGUUGAUCUAAGACUAUGCCGGCUUAAGGGAAGAGAUCAAUGGACUCCUCUUCAUCAUGCUGCAAGGAGAGGAAGGGUAGAUAUUGUCAGAGAAAUAGUCUUGGUUUGUCCAGAAAGUGUUGAAGAUGUGACCAUACAAGGGGAAACUGCUUUGCACCUUGCUGUUAAGAACAGUCAGUUUGAAGCUGUUGAAGUUUUGGUGAAAUCGGUCACAGAAAUGAGGAAGGUGAACAUCCUGAAUUUGAAGGAUAAGCAUGGCAAUACAGUUCUUCACCUAGCAACAUGGAGAAAACAACACCAGGUGGUGGAAUGGUUAAUUGGAAUUGGAACUAGUACCCCAGGCGCAAUGGAAGUGAACAAAGUAAACCAGAGUGGUCUCACUGCUCUUGAUCUGCUACUAAUUUUCCCAAGUGAAGCUGGUGAUCGGGAAAUCUAUGACACCCUUCGUGGUGCUGGAGCUUUGAGAGCACAAGACAUAGUCCAUUCUGCUGUACCUUCAUUUGACUCUGAUAACCAAACCCUCUUGAACUGCCCAGUGGCAGCAGGGACACAUCAGUUGCAGCAUCCAAAUGAUUUCAUCGAAUACUUCAAGUUCAAAAAGGGCAGAGAUUCUCCUAGUGAUGCGCGCACCGCACUGUUAAUUGUAGCCGUAUUGGUGACUACAGCGACAUUUCAAGUGGGACUGAGCCCUCCAACCGGUGUUUGGCAGGACAGCGAGCCGAAAAAGAAUGGGACUAGCAGUGAUCCAGCACACAAAGCAGGAACGUCUAUAAUGGGGUCUUAUAGUGCAACUGCAUUUGUGUUUUUCGUGGUUUUCAACUCCAUUGGUUUUUCGGUUUCUCUUUACAUGAUCAACAUCCUCACAAGCAAAUUCCCUUUGCAGUUGGAGCUUCAGAUCUGUAUCACUGCCAUGUAUUGUACAUACAACACAGCGAUGAUUAACAUUGCACCGGAUAACACAAUAGUCUUCAUUAUUGUAUUCACUUCGGUUUUGCCUGCUGUGGUACCAUUUGCUGCCAAAUCGGUUAGGCAACUUGUUAUGAGGCUUGGAGAACCUCUGGUAAAUUCAGCGCGGAGAUUCAUUCAUUCGAAUUAGUCUGGUACGGUGAUACGAUGAAAUGUAACUUCUGCAUAAAACCUCUGCGGUUCUCAUUUGCCUCCUCCGACAAGCAGGUGAUCGAUGAGUGGAACGUUAUUGUGCCACGAAAUAUUAAUAAUGGCUUGUAAUAUUCUCAUAAUUUUUCUGUUCAAAAAGCCUUGUUACUGUGUUACAGUAGCCACUGUUUUGUACGAACUCUCCAUUUUUAGGAU
Molecule: messenger RNA, 1760 nt
Organism: Rosa rugosa (rugosa rose)
Lineage: Eukaryota; Viridiplantae; Streptophyta; Magnoliopsida; Rosales; Rosaceae
Product: ankyrin repeat-containing protein BDA1-like
Exons: 2
Coding region: 178-1545 (455 amino acids)
Molecular function (GO): protein binding
Source: RefSeq, a predicted model, not a curated record